Messenger RNA from Maniola jurtina (meadow brown), 1040 nucleotides. Its product is annotated as ovochymase-1-like. The record is from RefSeq and is a predicted model, not a curated record. Gene Ontology annotation, biological process: proteolysis. Gene Ontology annotation, molecular function: serine-type endopeptidase activity. The transcript is spliced from 6 exons. Lineage: Eukaryota; Metazoa; Arthropoda; Insecta; Lepidoptera; Nymphalidae. Bases 90 to 1040 code for a protein of 316 amino acids.
GUGGCUUUAUUUUCUUUUAUAAUAAUCCCAUGUAAUAAUCUGAAUAUAAAAAAUAUAUUUUGAUGUUAAUAUUUCUUUAAUGUUUCUUAAUGUUUACAAUUUAUUUAUACUUUGCUUUAAUUUUAAUAAAUAAUUUGGACGCAACUUCACGGAAAAGUGAAAAUGGAUCUGUUGACUAUUCAAGUGACUUCGUACCUCGCGUCGUCAACGGUUGGCCGGCCAAACUGGGUGAUGUUCCCUAUCAGAUAGCAUUCAAGAAACUGAUCAGAAGGCCUCGCACGUACAUCACUUUCUGCGGAGGCACCAUCACUUCUCCAACCAAACUACUUUCAGCAGCUCAUUGCUUUUCCCGCGAGGAGACAAACAUUUGCCUGAAAAUAUUUGGUGGCGCAGUAAGAAAGAGGUCUUUAUCGAAUAUAGCUGCAGUGGCUGGCAACUUGAGAAAUCUUGGUGACUACAGCGAAGUGGAUACCAAUGAGCAAGGCCAGUGGCGGAGAUUGAAGUCAGUUGUCUAUCCAGUUACAUACAAGUUUCCAAAAGAUGACAUAGCCAUUGUGUGGACUCGUGAACCGUUUAUAUUUAAUAGUAACGUCAGCCCCAUACCAAUUGCGCGGAAGUACGUAAACUACAAUGGAAAAUGUCUGGUGUCUGGUUUUGGGCGGAUAUCUCAGAGUAAAAAGAUUUCAUCAGGCAAACUCCUUUUAGGGCAUUUAGACCUCGUCCCUGCAAACAGAUGCAACAGAUUGCAUAAAAAAAACAUGCGGCGUUUUGUAUGCACUUCUAGCGCUAUGAGUGACGUUGGAAAGGGAGAUUCUGGUGGACCUCUUGUAUGCACUAACACGGGCGAUCCCAAUGAAGUGGGAGGAAAAGGAAUACUUGUUGGAGUGGUCAGUGGACACCGAUACCAUGUAGGGUCAUUCUUUACAAGGGUCUCGUCCUACUACUCAUACAUCGAACGGGACAAAUGUUCUACAUACGAACUAGACAUCAGAUUAUUGUGUUUGAUCAUGACAAUACAUAGUAUCUUGUUGCUAUUUUGA